Molecule: messenger RNA, 684 nt
Organism: Paramecium octaurelia
Lineage: Eukaryota; Ciliophora; Oligohymenophorea; Peniculida; Parameciidae
Source: the annotation of a GenBank genome assembly
AUGAUAAUUAUAUUAUUCAUAUUGAUUGCCAUGACCUACUCACAACAGACCACAAUAAUCGAAUAGCCAAUUAUUCAACCAAACAGCUAUUUGCAAUUAGGAUAAGUAAUUGGGGAUUAUCAGAAACAAAACUUUAAAGUGGGCAAUCUAAAAGUCAAUUAAACUUUAACGUCAACUGAGAAUAAAAGUUUUUAAGUAAUUCUAUUGCCCUACAACGAUUCUAAAUAUUCUUGUCUGAUCCAACAAUUCCAAUUCCCCAAUAAAACCUAGAACACUGAAAGAUGCGGAUUUUAAUAAACUGAUAGCCAAUGUCCUACUUAACCACUUCCAACUUCAAGACUCAGCACUCCCUAUGUUUACAUAUAGAAUUGUUCCACUAUUUCAGUCAUUUACUUUGAUGAUGAAAUCAAUGAUAGUCAAUAAUCACUCUGGAUUCUUAUUUUGAUUAACGACGACGACGAGGGGAUCAUUCAAUUAACAUCCACUUACAACAUAGUCAUCGAUAACACCAUUUCAUUUUAUCAAAUAUCCCUUGUUCUAUGUAUUUUGUUAGGUAUUUUUAUGGUGAUCUCCGUCUCUGUGUUGUGCAUACUCAAUCAUAAAUAUUAGAAGGUCAAAUAAUAAAACAUCACAUUAAAACUAGUCAAUAGAACAGAUGAUUACCAAAAAACAAAAUUAUUGUGA